AUGUCAGAGGCAGAAAGUAUGAUUGAGCCUAAUGUCCUUGAUGAAUCUUUCAUUACAUCAGGACUCUCUAGCCUCAGCAUCGGAACAUCUGAGGGCCCACCAAAAUCAUCACUGCAGACGCGGAAGGCAAGGCUGGUUCUGCUACAGCCUCUAGCCAAUGCUAAGAUGCUGCAAGCCUGCCGUAAUCCGCAAUCGCGCAGGAUUCUCAAAAAUAAUUGCCUUUUUACUUCCAGUAAUGAGCUCCUUGAUAUCCAACCACUUAGUAGGGCGUGGAGGCAGGCAAUAAUGAAUGUCCCGCCCUUUUCACAUUUGAUAUUCGACAUUACUCUACCUAAGGAGACUGAAAAUUGCAAGGACACAUUUCAGAAAGUACACUGGGACACUUUUCUUCCAGAAGAGAAUAGUCUCGGUGUCCCUUUGAGGGACGUUACGACUUUGGUCAGGACUAUCGCCACCGAGAUGAAAAUGCGAGCAAAGGGUGAUGUGUGGUUUGACGUUGUCUAUGAUGAGAUUGAAGGUUCAAAAGGAAUAGCGCCGAGGGCAAUGGCGAUUCUAAAGAAGCAGCUUAUUGCACUGAGUGGGCAGGUCCCAGAGGUGAAAGAUGCAGGAAAGGGCGAGUUCGAUGGAACAGCGGGUGACGGUGACACAACCCAGGCACCUGAGCAGUUUAGUUCUUGUCCGAAGAGCGUUCAGCCCAACAAAUUGGUGUUUUUCGACAAAUCUGGCGAGCGUCAUGAGAUUUAUCUGCCCAAGGGUACUAUUCAGAAAGCUCUCGACCUUUUACAAGACGAAAACUGGGAUGAGCUUCUCAAAUUCCCUCCUUAUAGUGAGUCAAAUCUCUAA
Molecule: messenger RNA, 843 nt
Organism: Aspergillus lentulus
Lineage: Eukaryota; Fungi; Ascomycota; Eurotiomycetes; Eurotiales; Aspergillaceae
Source: RefSeq, a predicted model, not a curated record